AUGACAACAAGGAACCAGGAAGCCUCCAUGAAGAAUAUGGAAAGGCAAAUUGGACAGCUCUCGAAGCAGAUUGCCAAUGAAAGACCCUCAAGCUCACUACCAAGUGACACUAUUCCUAAUCCAAAAGAGGAGUGUAAGGCAAUACAACUAAGGAGUGGAAAAAUCCUGGUGAAAAAUGAAGAAGCAACCAAUAAGCCAAAGGAAAGUGACGAGAAACAAGCUGAAGGAGAGAAAGCCAAUGAUGAAGAUGCAACAGCAAGCAAGCAGCCUCAGAACCAGCCUCAAGAAAAGGAAGACCAGGCACCAAAAUUAAGAAAAGAGAAGGAAGCAAUGGGAGAGUCAACGAAGGAACAAAGGCAGGAAGUGAACUUUACACCUCCAUUGCCAUAUCCUCAAAGGUUCAGCAAAGAGACUAAGGACCAACACUUCCCAAAAUUUCUUGAAGUCUUCAAGAAGUUGGAGAUCAAUAUUCCCUUAGCUGAAGCACUUGAGCAAAUGCCCCUGUAUGCAAAGUUCUUGAAAGAGCUUAUCAACAAGAAGAGGAGUUGGCAAGAAAAGGAGACUAUACUUCUCACUGAAGAAUGUAGUGCUGUGAUUCAAAGAGGUAUCCCACCAAAGCUCAAAGAUCCAGGGAGCUUUGUAGUUUCAUGCACCAUAGGCAAAAUGACCUUAGACAAAGCUUUCUGUGACCUUGGUGCUAGCAUUAAUCUGAUGCUGUUAUCAAUGAUGAGAAAGCUUGCCAUAAAAGAACUCAAACCUACUAGGAUGUCUUUGGUGAUGGCUGACAGAUCAAUCAAGACAUCCAAUGGCAUUGUGGAAAACUUAGCCAUUAUUGAUGUAGAGAAGGGAGAGAUGAUUUUCAGGGUGCAUAAUGAACAAAUGGUCAUCAAUGUCUUCAAAUCAAUGCAACACCCCCCUGAACAAGAAAACUACAUGAAGGUGGAUAUGAUAGAAAGUCUGGUGGAGGAAAUAUUAGAAGCCACUUGUCAUGAGCAACAGGAAGAAGAAGUGGUAGAGAUUUCCAGUGAAGACAAGGAGAAAGAGAAGCCAAAACAAGAGUUGAAGCCUCUUCCCCCUCACCUCAAAUAUGUGUUCCUGGGAGAAGAAGAGACCCUACCAGUGAUUAUUAGCUCCUCCUUAAAUAUGGAAGAAGAGACAAGGCUGAUUGAAGUGUUGAAAGCCCACAAAACAGCCUUGGGUUGGACAAUUGAGGAUAUCAAAGGCAUUAGCCCAGCCAUUUGA
Messenger RNA from Arachis duranensis, 1242 nucleotides. RefSeq lists its product as uncharacterized. The coding region runs from base 1 to 1242 and encodes 413 amino acids. The record is from RefSeq and is a predicted model, not a curated record. The transcript has 2 exons. Lineage: Eukaryota; Viridiplantae; Streptophyta; Magnoliopsida; Fabales; Fabaceae.